UGCUUUGGGGCUUUACUCUUGAUAGCGUAACCAUCAGUUUUUCUGGAAUCUUCUUUAUCAGAUUGUCUUCUUGUGUGGCAAGCACAUAAACUUAGAUUGAAUAACGUUCAAAAGCAUCACUGAGUCACACAUCCGAAAUAAUUUCCCUGGAAUCACCCCUUCAGAACUGUCACAGCGGAUCGGGGAAUGGCCCAUGAUUUGCGUCACCUGAGCGAUUACUUUUGUGUCCGACUUGCAGCGGCACGGCUCAGAUAACGGGGCAAACCCUGAGAAAGUGCAUGUAUUUUGUUGGUCGAGGAAUGCUCAGAGAGAUGCGGAGAGUGAAGGGAGGGCGUGGCCAUCGCUGAUUAAGUUGUCUGUCUGUUGGUCGUCUACCUCGCUCCCGACGACGCUUUCCAGGUUCAUUGGGUUAGCCGCAAGUGGCGCCAAGAUCUGUUCUGUGCGAGAUUGAAGGCUAGGGUGUGUAAGGGGAGACCAUUUGUGAGGGGUUGAUUUGCGCCUCCGACGUUGCGAAUCUUUAUAAUUUGCUCGCUUUUCGUUUGUGGCCUCCCCUUUCCUUCGUCCAUGCCUUUGCCGCUAAGUUAACCUCUUUGUCGCUCAGGUUCUGCUGCACACCCGUACGUUGGCCACUGUAGGCAGGUCAAGCACAUGCAAGGAGGUGUACCACAUUGCGCAGCUGAUAAUCUUGUGUGCGACGAAGCUCGGGUGUGAGUCUGCCAGAUACCCUGUGUGGUGAGGAGGAUCCGGCAUUGGUACCUCCGCUAUCACAGUUGAUAAACCCUCAAUCAUGUUCUUGGUGCUUCAUAAUUUUGCAAUUUUUUUUCCGGUCUUGAACCAUCCUUAAGUCAAGCAUGAGGAAGGUUCACAGCGCUAUCUGCCUAGUUGCAUUCGUGACUUGCAACAAUUUCUGCCCCUAAUCACAGGUCGAUGGUGUUCUUUCUCCGUCUCGAGCGAAGUUAUCACGUGACCGCCCAAGAAAUAGGUAAGACAUUAUGAGUGCUUGUGAAGUCAUAGCAAAGUUUGGUUCAGAUUCUUUCACAGCCACUCGGGCUUGUCUCGCGCAUCAUCCUCAGAUUCUAAACCCGUUCCUGAGAUUAUCAGACCUUGAGAUGCGGAAAGAUUCAGAUGAUCUAAUCGAAAAGUUAUAAAUUCAAGGGUCGAGUCUCAAGCUGUACUCGUGUGUGUCGUGACGAUAGUGAUAUCCUCCUGACGUGCAUUCUUGGGGCUAUAAGACUGUGUAGCGCGCAAUGUGUAGAUAUUGUACACGUUCUGAUUCACAGCGACUAUGAUCUUGCUGUGGAAAAACCGCUAUAUUUAGGGUAUUGUUGAACUUCUUAUUUGACUUGUUGCAUGAGCACUAGAGGGUUUUCGAAUUUCUCUAGGGAGCAUUCGAAGAAAAUGAGGAUCAGAAAGCUAUCUCGGCAGUUACCUGCAUGUCGAGAUUCUUUUCUACCAUGCGUUUUUCAAGACGGAGGCUGCAACAAGCGUGUAGAUUUGGAGGUGCGUAAUGGGGGAACAUCUUUCUCGGAGAUAGCCGGAGUGAUGGACUUCAGAGAACAAUUAGUCGUGAGCGCUAUGGCACCGCGAAUCAUCGACCACGCCAUAUCUGACCUUGAUGCGAUUGAUAUAUCAAGGAUGUCAGAGGUGAUGCAAUCUGGCCAGUUGCAGCAACGGCAUGUCCAGGAUAUUCCUGAGUGGGUACCAUGGACCAAAGUGCAGGACCAGUACAAGUGCAAGCUGCCAGGAAGAAGACAGAGUGACACAUUGAUUUGCAGAUCUGAACGCCUCAACUUUGUAGAAAAGGCACAGGAGGCCUUGGUACAUGGCCUAUCUUCAAGUCCAUCCAUGGACAGAGAGUUUACGAAUGUCGAUCAGAUGCACCAGUGUGACCGAGCAUUGUAUUCAGGAAGCUACAUGCAAGAUGAUGAAGAAGAAGAAGAUGACGAUGGUAAUCCCUCAAGACAUUAUGUGCGAAGGAAUGGCAUUCGAGACGGGAGAGAUGGCGUAACUCCAAUUCAAUCUGAGGAAAAUACCCCAGGUGAAGACAAAAUUGCUGCAAUUCCCAAGAUAGAUCUGUGUGUUAAUGAUCAGUUACUCAACUCACAGAAGAAGACCAACUUUCGUUCUCCAGAAAUAGCUCGAAACGCAAACUUACCAAGAUCAGCCAUACCCUGCAUUAGCAAUGAAGACGGCGAUCAUCCGUCAAUGGAACCAGAAGGAUCAUUGCUGCACUCACUCUACUUGCAGCUGCUGGCAGCUGGCCGGGAGGGCAUGUCAUUGCGGGGUCUAUUUUCCAGUUUUGCAACUCAGACAUCGUUGCCCAGGUUAGCGCACAAUUGGAGGGAGCAAGUGAAAGCUCACUUGAAAAAUGGUCCUUAUUUUGAAGAAGUGAAGGGACGAUAUCUCCUGUGCGAAUUUCUUGUUCAACCGUCUUCAAAGAGAUCAUCCAAGAGAAAGCAGUUCUGUGAAAGCCCUGGUGUACAGACUCGGAGGAAAGCAUUCCAGAAGACAUUUGAGACGAAUCUUUGUGAGUCUGCAACAGACUUUCAAAAACAGCAACAUGAGGACAGUGGUGGACUUGUUGCUCCGAGCCCAUCUAUGCCGACAGAAUCCACCGAAUCAGAUCUGGACAGGGCAGGGCCAACACAUGCCAAAUCCAAAUCUGUGCCAAAUCGAUCUUUCAAGAGCAGGAAGUCCAGGACAGGGGAUGAAGACUUGCAAAUUCAACGGAACAUCCGAUUUAGGGGCGCUAUCCCAGGCUCUCUGAAGGCCAUGCAAGCCAGAAUCAUAGCAGAAACUGGAGUACAAGAUGGUAUUAGGUGUGCCAGGAAGGAUGGGAGCAAUGACUCCUCGAAAUGGCAGUGCCCCAUGAUGGCCAUGGAGGGUCACACGCUUUGUGAACACCACAGCUUUUUAAAUGAAAGGAAGAGAGCUCGAUGUGCUAAAGCCAGAAAACAUCAUGGUGACAGCUUUACAGGGAAAUCACGGAAAAGUCGAAAAACAAAGCCGGCGGCCUCAGAAGCACCAAGAAAGGAUUACACAAUGCAUGAUGUGCACAGUCCUUCGACUCCCGAACCAGAACUUUCCAAAAGUGAUGACGAUGACCUUGCAGGGCUUGAUGAGGUUGCCAGCCAGGCUUUAUUAACCAUGAAGAGGGACAUUCUUGCUGUUGAUAUUUUGACCCAGGAGAAGUUAGCAUGCACGCCAAACCCCAACUCUACAGGGACAGAGGUGGGCAAAGCAAGGUUAGUCAAUGACGAACCCAACCGAGCUUCUAGUAAGCUGAACGUGGGACAAUUCUUCGCAAGAUCACCGACAGGACGGUUCAUAGCAGCCAAGAAGACGGCAGUAAAAAUUCCUGCUCACUCUGUUGAGACUGAGACAUCACUUGAGAAAUCGAACUCACCCUCAAUACGCCCCCCUGCCAUUCCACCUUUACCUGCAUUCUAUGGAGCGAGAAGGAAGACCGUGAAGAACAGGUCACUGUUGUCUAUCAACUGAUCAAUCAAGAGUUAAAAUCUGUGCGCAAGGCAUUCAGUAAUCCUGACUGAUAAGGCAAUUUGCACUGCCCAUUUAUAGUUCUCUCUGAGAUGGACUGCUUUUACGGUUUUUCUACAACGAUUUUGCAGAUUCCUAGUGUGGAGAUGGCUUUCACUACCUUGACUUUGGAUGUAAGUUUGUAAGCAUGAAAUGAAUUUUAGAACAUGUGGCUUCCUUUCUUAUUCCCUUCAAAA
Physcomitrium patens is the source of this 3734-nucleotide messenger RNA. The record is from RefSeq and is a predicted model, not a curated record. Lineage: Eukaryota; Viridiplantae; Streptophyta; Bryopsida; Funariales; Funariaceae.